UACUGCGCAUGCGCAGUGCUGUAACUUCCGUAUCCGGCAUCAGUACGGCGAGUGCUGCUUAUAACAAAGUGGUUUCUGCAACUUGUUUAAAAGUUUGUCUUUAAUAUGUCGUCAGAGAAGAAGCCUCCGGUGGAUUUGGGACUUUUGGAGGAAGACGAUGAGUUUGAAGAGUUCCCAGCCGAAGACUGGACAGGCUUAGAAGAGGAUGAAGACGCACACGUAUGGGAAGAUAACUGGGAUGACGACAAUGUGGAAGAUGACUUUUCCAAUCAGUUAAGGGCAGAAUUAGAAAAACAUGGAUACAAAAUGGAGACGUCAUAGCCCUGCACCCUGAAGCAUGACAAGCCUGUUCUUUAUUAAAAUAUCUUUCUAUUGGUUA
Spea bombifrons (plains spadefoot toad) is the source of this 379-nucleotide messenger RNA. It is a transcript of the gene SEM1, whose product is annotated as SEM1 26S proteasome subunit. Gene Ontology annotation, biological process: proteasome assembly; mRNA export from nucleus; double-strand break repair via homologous recombination. Bases 106 to 321 code for a protein of 71 amino acids. Lineage: Eukaryota; Metazoa; Chordata; Amphibia; Anura; Pelobatidae. Gene Ontology annotation, cellular component: proteasome complex; proteasome regulatory particle, lid subcomplex. The record is from RefSeq and is a predicted model, not a curated record. The transcript has 3 exons.